UACAUCCACAGAAAGAACAAAGAUCAAGGCUGCCUAAUUGCUGAAAUGUUGGGACACGCUGAGAGAGUGUCCCUGGUUCUGUCUGUCACUGAGUUUACUCUGGGAGUUCUGGGGAAUGGUUUCAUUGGGUUGGUCAAUGGUAGCAGCUGGUUCAAGAGCAAGAGAAUCUCUUUGUCUGAUUUCAUUCUCACCAACCUGGCCCUCUCCAGGAUUGUUCUGCUGGGGAUUCUCUUAACUGACGGUAUCUUAAUAGUGUUCUUUUUCAAAGUCCACGAUUCAAGAAUAAUAAGGCAAUUGAUUGAUAUUUUAUGGAUAUUUACAAACAAUCUGAGCAUUUGGCUUGCCACCUGUCUCAGUGUCCUCUACUGCCUGAAAGUUGCCAGUUUCUCCCACCCCACAUUCCUCUGGCUCAAGUGGAGAGUUUCCAGGGUGGUUGUGUGGAUGCUGGUGGGCUCACUGCUCUCAUCCUGUGUCAGUGCCAUGUCUCUGAUCCAUGAAUUUAAAGUCUAUUCUGUCUUCCACGGAAUUGAUGGCAAAGGGAACGUGACUGAACACAUCAGAAAGAAGAUUAAUGAAUAUGAGCUGAUCCAUGUUCUUGGGACUCUGUGGAACCUCCCACCCUUAAUUUUGUCCCUGGCCUCCUAUUUUCUGCUCAUCCUCUCCCUGGGGAGGCACACACGUCAAAUGCAGCAAAAUGGUACCAGCUCCAGAGAUUCAAGAACGGAGGCCCACAAGAGGGCCUUAAAAAUCAUACUCUCCUUCUUCUUUCUCUUCCUACUUUACUUUCUUGCUUUUUUAAUUACAUCAUCCAGUCAUUUCCUACCAGAAACUAAGAUGGCUACGCUGUUUGGUGAAGUAAUUACAAUGUUUUAUCCUGCUGGACACCCAUUUAUUCUCAUUCUGGGGAACAGCAAGUUGAGGCAGAUGUUUGUGGACAUGCUCCGGUGUGAGUCUGGUCAUCUGAAGUCUGGAUCCAAGGGACACUUUUUCCCAUAG
Cynocephalus volans (Philippine flying lemur) is the source of this 996-nucleotide messenger RNA. RefSeq names its product taste 2 receptor member 3 (gene TAS2R3). Gene Ontology annotation, biological process: G protein-coupled receptor signaling pathway; detection of chemical stimulus involved in sensory perception of bitter taste; sensory perception of taste. Gene Ontology annotation, cellular component: membrane. NCBI's taxonomy places the organism in Eukaryota, Metazoa, Chordata, Mammalia, Dermoptera, Cynocephalidae. The coding region runs from base 46 to 996 and encodes 316 amino acids. The record is from RefSeq and is a predicted model, not a curated record. The transcript has a single exon. Gene Ontology annotation, molecular function: G protein-coupled receptor activity; bitter taste receptor activity.